Gastrolobium bilobum is the source of this 913-nucleotide messenger RNA. RefSeq lists its product as uncharacterized. Bases 78 to 752 code for a protein of 224 amino acids. Lineage: Eukaryota; Viridiplantae; Streptophyta; Magnoliopsida; Fabales; Fabaceae. The record is from RefSeq and is a predicted model, not a curated record. Gene Ontology annotation, molecular function: mRNA binding; protein binding. The transcript has 5 exons.
GAUUACCGAGAUCCCCAAGCCAACCCAUAUAAGCAAACAACUAGUUUUCAUUCCCGUAGGUAACAGUUUCAGCACAAAUGGAAAACAUUGUACAAUCUCUCUCCCUUGCAAAAUUUCCAAAUUCUCGAGCCUGCUCUGCUUCUCUCUUUAAUUCACCACUUAUAUUUCACGCCAAUGCCACUUCAGUAACUUUCACUUCAGUAACCCAUCGUUUGCCCAAUUGCUUUCUUUUACAGCUACCAUAUGGUGUUAGAUCCAAAGCAAAGGAAAAGCAGAACCUGGGAGCUAUACAUGCCUCAGAGGCUGCUACCCCUUUAACAAGUGCUGCAGAAAGAUGGCUUCUUGAACCAGUUGGAGAUGGUGAUACAAGGCAUAUAGGCUUCAAGGUUGAGAUGCCAGGUUCAUAUGAAAUUGCUUCAAGUGAGGUGACUGUAGGACGUGUUCCUGAGAAAGCUGAUCUGGUGAUCCCAGUUGCAACAGUGUCUGGUGUGCAUGCACGCAUUCAAAAGAAACAAGGGAAUCUUCUCGUCAUAGAUUUGGAUAGCACCAAUGGGACAUUCAUUGAUGAUAAGCGGUUGAGACCUGGAGUAGUUGCCACUGUAUCUUCUGGAAGUUGUAUUACAUUUGGAGACACCCAUUUGGCUAUGUUUCGUGUAUCAAAGAUUGAAGCUGUGAAGGCUGCAGACAAAGCCGGAGAAAGUGAAGGUGAACCAGACGCUGAUAACAAACCUGAUAAUACUGAAACAAGUUGAACUUCUAGUUGUAGUGUAUGCUUUGUUUUGUAUAGUCAAAAACAAAUGAAAUUUUCAGCAUGAUUAUUUAAAACCAUUCAUGUAGAAUUCAAACUCUGUUUCGCAAUGCGAUUUUGAUAUGAGAGUCUAUGCUUGAUAGCUGAUUUUCUACACUGUAGUCA